Staurois parvus is the source of this 335-nucleotide messenger RNA. Lineage: Eukaryota; Metazoa; Chordata; Amphibia; Anura; Ranidae. The record is from the annotation of a GenBank genome assembly.
CAUCACUGAUGGGCACUGAAAGGCAACACUCAUAUAUGGCACUGAUAGGUGGCACUGAUUGGCAGCACUUAUAUGUGGCACUGACUGGCAUGGAUAGGUGGCACUGACUGGCACUGAUAUGUGGCAUUGAUGUGCAUUGGUAGGCACUAUGUGGCAUUGAUGAGCACUGACAGCUGGCAUUGAUGAGCACUGACAGCUGGCACUGCUGGGGCUACACUGAUCAUCAGGGCACACUGAUCAUCAGUGCCCUGAUCACUGUCAGCGUGACAGCUCGUGAGGAGAGAAAUGCCGAUAACCGGCAUUUCCUUAUUUACAUGUGAUAAGCUGUGAUUGGA